UGAAAGAUCUAGAAGUGAAUUUGAAAUCACAAAUGACUUAUUUUGAAAGAAAUUUGACCGAAUAUAUUAAUGAAACGCUUGGCAAGAAAGAUGGAGAAAACGAGAAGUCCAUACACCGCCCUCUUGAUUGUGAAGAUGUGAAAACAAAAAAAGGAAACGGAAUCUACAAGAUAUAUCCAAAUCAUUCAGAAUUUGGAUUUGACGUCUACUGUGAUUUUGAGAUUGACAACGGCGGCUGGACGGUGUUUCAAAGAAGAAUAAACGGGAAGACAGAUUUUUACAGAGGAUGGGAAGCCUAUGAAAAUGGAUUUGGAGAUCUAGAGGCGGAAUUCUGGCUAGGUAACCAAAAGAUAAAUGACUUGACAUCGCAAGGGAAAUAUGAGCUCAGAUUAGAGAUAUCAGAUUUCAACGGUAACAAACGGUUUGCAAAAUAUUCAUCGUUUUUGGUUGGAAAUAUAACAACCAAAUAUGAACUGAAAAUAAGUGGCUAUAGCGGGAAUGCUGGAGAUUGUAUGACGUAUAAUAGUGGGAUGAGCUUUAGUACAAAGGACAGAGAUAAUGACCUGUGGUCACUUAAUUGUGCGGUUAAUCGAUAUGGUGCCUGGUGGUACAAAAGUUGCACACAUGCCAAUUUGAAUGGACAGUAUUUAAAAGGGGGCACGCAGAGCUCAAAAGGUCUUUAUUGGUGGAAAUGGAAGACAACAAAUUAUUCAAUGAAAUCCACUGUUAUGAUGAUAAGGAAAUUGAAUAAACUGUAGAAUAAACAUACCCGGCCACGACCAUUUGUAUCAAUGUCUAUCUGAUGAGUUAAGUCUUUUUCAACUGAUGUUUAUAGUUCGUUCUUAUGUUGUAAUGUUAUACCACUGUCCCAGGUUAUGGGAGGGUUGGGAUCCAGCUAACAUGUUCAACUCCGCCACAUUAUUUAUGUAUGCGCCUGUCCCAAGCCAGGAGCCUGUAAUUCAGUGGUUGUCGUUUGUUUUUGGCGUUUAACAUAUGUUUUUCGUUCAUUUUUGACAUAAAUAAGGCCGUUAGUUUUCUCGUUUGAAUUGUUUGACAUUGUUUUAUCGGGGCCUUUUAUAGCUGACUAUGCGACAUGGGCUUUGGUCAUUGUUGAAGGCCGGUCGGUGACCUAUAGUUGUUAAUGUCAUUUUUGUCU
Molecule: messenger RNA, 1156 nt
Organism: Mytilus trossulus (common blue mussel)
Lineage: Eukaryota; Metazoa; Mollusca; Bivalvia; Mytilida; Mytilidae
Product: fibrinogen C domain-containing protein 1-like
Exons: 5
Coding region: 33-758 (241 amino acids)
Source: RefSeq, a predicted model, not a curated record